Messenger RNA from Hibiscus syriacus, 831 nucleotides. RefSeq lists its product as uncharacterized. The transcript is spliced from 5 exons. The record is from RefSeq and is a predicted model, not a curated record. Lineage: Eukaryota; Viridiplantae; Streptophyta; Magnoliopsida; Malvales; Malvaceae. Bases 61 to 717 code for a protein of 218 amino acids.
UUGAAUUGUACCGUCCAUUUGAAUUGCCUGUUGAAUAAAGAUUAAUUUUUAUAGCAAAAUAUGUUGGCCACCACCGGAUCAGCUGUUCUUCUCCUUCCCGGCAAAGCUAAGUGCCUUCAUCAAGAGUCUUUAUGCAGAUUUCAACUCAAAACUAGACUUUGUUUGGCCGAUAUCUCAAAUUCAAAGCAAAACAAUAGGCAGCCUUUUCAGAGAAAUCAAACCUUCCCAUCACUCGACAAUGGAAGUUAUAGAAACAGAAAACUUUGCAGGAAAAAUAUGCAGAUCGUGUGCUGCAGUUUGGAAUCAGGGUCGGGGCUUCCACCGUUUCCUUUUAAUCUUCUUCACUCUGGUUCCGACUGGCAUCUCUGGGCUCUGGGAACGGCAAUCCCACUUAUCCUGUCCUUCACCACGAGUAAAUGGGGGCCUUUUCUAAAACUGAUGAAUGAUGCUGAAAAGGUCCUAGAGACGGCUGAACAUAUAUCGGAUGUGGUGGAAGAAGUGGCGGAGAAAGUGGAGAAGAUAGCAGAUGAGGUGGGCGAUCAGCUUCCGGACGGCGGAAAACUGCGGGCAACUCUUGAACUGGUUGAAGAUUUAGCCGAAGAGACAGCUAAGAACGCUCAUCUUGCCGGAGAUCUCAUUGACAAGGUCCAAGAAAUGGAAGACAAGCUGGAGUCGUUUAUGGAAUCCGUGGAAGAAGACGACGCGAAGGAGGAUUGAAGGUGGAUCCAAAACAAAGAGGUCGUGUGCAAUGCUUUUCGAAAUUCAUCAUGAUUGAAAUCUAUAUAAAUAUUGUUUUCAACUAAUAAGUUUCCGGCCUAUUCUUGCAUUGAA